Molecule: messenger RNA, 1797 nt
Organism: Cuscuta campestris
Lineage: Eukaryota; Viridiplantae; Streptophyta; Magnoliopsida; Solanales; Convolvulaceae
Source: the annotation of a GenBank genome assembly
AGAGAUUUGCCCUUGAAAAAAAACGUUGAACCUGCUCCUUAAACUUCAUCAUCCUCUUCGCUCCUUCCGCCGAGCCAGACAUCCAGGGAGAAACGCAGGAGUUCGCUCGUGAAGAAAAUUCGCCGGAAAGCUACGCCGGAAUCCAAUCGCCGCUUCGUGAUUCUUCACCAAAUUCUUGAGGGGACAAUUGGAUUAACAUGAAGGGAUUCGAAGCUGCCAAAUUGAGCAACCUAUUACGGUUGAAUGCUUCUCAACUAGAGAUGUGCCAGCGAGAAUAUAUAGCAGCCAUUCAAGAGUUUCGUCUCUACUCUUCCUCAAAUUGGAUUCUAACUAGCGAUUGAGCUGCUCUGAUGCCGGAUACCAUUCUCACAUCCAGUGGCGAGACGCCAUCAGCUUCCUCAGAUCUCAACUCAUCUUCACGCACAAUAUGCCGCGUAUGUCAAAAGCAAUUUUCACUAUACACCUGCCCUCGAUGCAACACGCGUUAUUGUUCUCUUCAGUGUUAUAAGUCUCAUAGCCUUCGCUGUACUGAAUCCUUUAUGAGGGAAAAUGUUAUGGGGGAGCUGCAACUAUCACAAUCAGAUGAUCAAAGUAAAAAGAAAAUGGUGGACAUACUAAAACGAUUGCAUACAGAGGAUGAGAUGGAAUCAAUGGAUGACGAUGAACCAGAUUUCUCACUGUCAGAAGCAACUAUUGAAAAGGUCUUAUCAGGAAGUGAUAUAAGUAUUGAUGAUUUAUCUGUUGAAGAACAGCAACGUUACCACAAAGCAAUAGCCUCUGGAGAGUUGAGCAAAUUGAUAGAGCCAUGGGAACCAUGGUGGACCAAGCCAUCAGCCAAAUAUAUCUCUCUCGGCCGGGAUGGAACUCAACUAGUCCAGCCACUUUCUUCUGAAAAGCAGCAAGAAGUGGAUGUUUUGCAGGACAUUCCGGCUGGCCCUGAAUCGCCUUUACCCCCAGUCAGUAAGCUGAGUGCUUCUGCACCAUCCCCACUAUUGGCAGUUCACCUGGUUGACAUUGUAUAUAGCUACUGUUUCACCCUUCGUAUUUACAAUGGCGACUGGAAAUCAGAUCCUAGCGGGUCUGCCAUGGUUUUGCUCAGCCUGUCUCAUGUUCUUGGUCAAGCUGCAGCACAGCCAGAGACCAUAUUGGAGGCUCUGUCAUAUUGUCUGGAGCAAACGUGUUCCCCUCCCUUUCGACAUAUGGGUGGCCCACAAUUUGGGUUCAGACUCAUGGAAGACGUGAUAGAACUUCUCAAUCUCGGUGGUUCGGCAUUAGUUUGCUUGCUUUGCGAUAUGCAGAACCUGCUUCAAUCGGCCGUGGAAGAACUCAAGUCAGAUAGUAAACAGUGCAAGUCUGAAAAGUUGGAGAUGAAGAAAAAGCUUAGGUUGGCCGAGAGGAAGGUUUAUUACAUGAUGUGUUGGGUUCAUGAUCAGAUAGGGGAAGUGUGGUCUUCCAUAGCUGCCAUUGUGAAUGUAGAGAAGAGCCAAACCAUGGGAUAUGUUGGCAAUGGAACUAGUUUCCGGAAGGAGGAGAAAACAGAAAGCGCCGGGAAGCCCUUUAUCAAAGAAAUCCGGUGAGGUGAGUUUCUCCGCUUGGCUGUUCGGGAAAUGCUACAUGCAGAUUGAGGCCAGAUUCAUUGUUUUCUGAACAUGUUAAAUUUCAAUGCUCACCAUUCCUUUUUUUUUUAAGUCGUUGUUGGAAGAAAUUCGAAAGAGUUGGAAAAAAUGUAUGGAUUAGAUAAAGUUGAAAGUUAAUUUUUUCCAACUGUUUCCAACUGAAAAAACAGAGCUUUAGUGG